Messenger RNA from Anarrhichthys ocellatus (wolf-eel), 3007 nucleotides. RefSeq names its product apoptosis regulator BAX. The transcript has 6 exons. NCBI's taxonomy places the organism in Eukaryota, Metazoa, Chordata, Actinopteri, Perciformes, Anarhichadidae. The coding region runs from base 57 to 635 and encodes 192 amino acids. The record is from RefSeq and is a predicted model, not a curated record. Gene Ontology annotation, cellular component: mitochondrial outer membrane. Gene Ontology annotation, molecular function: BH domain binding; channel activity. Gene Ontology annotation, biological process: regulation of apoptotic process; extrinsic apoptotic signaling pathway in absence of ligand; release of cytochrome c from mitochondria.
GUCACGUGAUUACACGGAAGCGCCUCAAGUCGCGAGCGAUCUAAACAGACAACAAGAUGGCAUCACACCCGGGAGAAGGCGAUCAAGGCAAUAGCAAAGACCAGAUACUGGAACUAGGAGCUGUUUUGUUAAAAGACUUCAUCUACGAGCGGGUUCAGCGGCAUGGAGACGGCAGCACUGCACUGACCAGGACACAGCUGGGCGGAGUGGAGCUGACUGACCCCAACCACAAGAAGCUGGCCAUGUGUCUGCAGCAGAUUGGAGAUGAGUUGGAUGGAAAUGUGGAGCUCCACAGAAUGAUAAACAGCUCUUCGCUCAGUCCCACAAAAGACAUAUUCCUGAAAGUUGCCAUUGAGAUCUUUUCAGAUGGAAAGUUCAACUGGGGACGGGUGGUUGCCCUGUUCUACUUUGCCUGUCGACUCGUCAUCAAAGCUCUCGUGACCCAAGUUCCUGAUAUCAUCAGAACAAUAAUCAGCUGGACCAUGGACUACCUCCGGGAAAAUGUGAUCAACUGGAUCAGGGAGCAAGGUGGCUGGGAGGGUAUUCGGUCCCACUUGGGCACGCCCACAUGGCAGACGGUGGGAGUUUUCUUGGCCGGAGUUCUCACCACUGUUUUAGUCAUUCGCAAGAUGUGAGGAGUUUGUGAUGAGCAGACAUGUGAGAGAUGGGAAAGAAGUACGCCUGAGGUUCAUGGGGACAGGAACAUGAAAGAACAGCUGAACGUGAGCAGAAAGAAGUUAACGGCAGAGUGAACAAGUUGUACAGGAAGAGCUUGUAUUUGGACACGAAGAGCCACUCUUCGUUUCUGCCUCCCUUUCAUUUCCAAGGACUGGGAGACUGAACGCAUUGUCACACCCAUAAUCCCCACGCCACUGAGGAAGUUGGCGGAGCAUGAUUACAUGCACAUUGUGUGUGUGUGUGUGUGUGUGUGUGUGUGUGUGUGUGUGUGUGUGUGGGAGGGGGUUGAGGGGGAGAGUUUGUACGACUUUAACAGGGAAUGCAUUUUAAGUAAUUUAUUUUUUACUUGGUAUAGACAAAAAAAAACAUACAUAGCAUUUCUGUUAUCUGCCCUGAAAGAUUAUAUGGACUGAAGUUAAUUUUUCUUUAUUUCAUUUUUGUUCCACUCAGAUUGCUUUUCUGAUCUCUCUCUCUCCAUCCACCUCAUCAGGUGCUACAGAAUCACUUUUCAUAUGUAUUUGUGAGUGUUAACUGGUGUAAAUCUGUAACCAUCUGCUGCCAUUGUUGGAGGGUGGUCACAUCUCAUCGAGUUAAGAAAAGUUAUUUUUGCAAACAAUUAUUGGAUUAAGCCGGAAGAUGUAGAUGAAUCUCAUCUACGGUAAUAUUUGGGCUCAAAACAACCCCAAACCAUUUGUCCCCUUGAAUGCACAGCUCAAACUUAUUUUCAGUGGGUAACUUAAGGGCCGCAACAGGGAUUUAUAUACAAAGUUAUGUUUACAUUCAACAUGAAUCAUCGCACGGUAAAACAGUCACAUGAUCUCAGCUGUGCAACAUUUAAUCAUUAUGCUCCUUUUGGGAUGUUUCGACCAGCAUUGUGACCGUAACGUGGCUCCCACUUAAAAACAAACACAAGCCCUGCCUGUUGUCUGUGGUGUGAGUGAAGCUACGGCCUUUCCUGUUGUCUACGGACGAUGAGCUGCAGACACAGACGGCACCGCUCACAGAUGCUUACCUCAUGUCACACAGAUUCAAAGUACUGUACGCCUACUGGCGGCAUUGAAACUGCAAUCUUAUCUACAGCUGGCUUUUUUAUACAUCCUUCUUGUUUGUCAGUGCCUUGGUGUUUUGUUUUUUUUUACUAUGAAAUCACUUUGAUAUUCUCAGAUUUUCACCUUUUUCUAUCACGUUUGUAAAACUGAAAUUAGUUUCCAGUCCCCCGGAAAAUCUUUCUGCUGUGAUCUUGUCUGUAAUAGGAAAAAUAAAUCUUUUAAAGCUGACCAUAGCUAUGUGUAGUUAGUGGAGGAAUCAGUGGCAUCAAUAUGGAAAAAUAAACCUGAUCAUAAACUAAUCAGCAUGUCGGCAUGCUAAUGUUAGCAUUUAGCUCGAAAAAGUGCUGUGCCUGAGUGCAGCUUCACAGCUGCUAGCAGGGCAGUAGAUUCUCAGAGCUGUUUAACUGCAUUAACAGUAUUGGAGCAAUAUAAAAUAUGUCUUGAGGGAGGUAUUGAUUGAGUUGAUAAAUAUGUAAAUUUGGUAAUUUUCUGCUCAACAAAUUAAAUGACAAUCAGCAGUUAGCAAAGAUAUUAUAGCCUGUUGGAAGCUUUUUAAGACACUUGAGUGGACAGGGUUCAUAAUAUGAGUAUUAAUAUGCUUUGUAAAUGUAGUGGUUAGAUUAUGAUAUUGCUUGAGGAUAGUGCUUGACCCUAACCCUAAAGGUCAGUGGUCACCAAAACUCCUGAGACUCAACUUCAAGGGCUCAAGAAUGUCCCCUGCAAAUGUCAUGGAAAUCCAGUCAUUGCCGCACUUUCAAAGUCACUUUCAGUAAGACGGCAACUUCUAAAUUGUGGUUCAGGGGGAUUUCUGUUCUCACAGCGGCGAUAGAGGAAAGGUCAGAAGGUCAUCACAUAGUUCAAAUAGUGAUGUAAUGUAUCAAAUAUAAAGACAGUCUGACCGGUAGUUGUCAUCUCCAGACUUUAGUCCAGCAGGCUGAAACAGAGUUCAGAAGGUAUUUAGAACCUGGAAAAGUAGUUAGAAAACAGCAGAAAUGAUCACAGUCACUGAGAGUUAAUUCAAUUAAAUACUGUAUUAUAAACUGGAUCGCGAAUCCGUGAGAUCAAUAAUGUAUCACACACACUGCAUAGUUUCCAAUGCUGUUUAUUGACUAAAUGCACACAUGCAAUAAGAACGGCUUCAUAAAAGUGGUCCAACAAGCUCAGUACAGUGACUGAAUAAUGAGCACGUUAGAGACAAAAGGCAACACAGCAGCCCCCAAUAUGUAAUCAAAACAGGGGACACGUGUGCUUAAGACCGAGGACGUACUGGUGGAUUUAUU